UGAGAGUGAAGGGGGAGAAGGGGAGGAGGAAGGUUUCCUUUAUUUAGAGCUGCCUCUUUUCUGUCAGGGGAAAAGAGCGGGGGAUGAAGAUUGGCGGCGGCGGCUCCUGUCCCUUGAUGCGGGAAGCGGUGGCGAAAGGAGCAGCCGGGUUCAAGGCCGGCCGGGUGUGAGAAAAAAGGCAAGAGAGUCGGAGAUGUUUGGAGACAGCUACCUGAGGAGGUCUACAGAAACCUGAUAACCUGCAACACACAGAAGAAUGUGGUGAACAACAAAGAACAUGUUAUAGGUUCGCAGAAUGGGUACAUAUGCAUAAUGACGUUCCAGAAGCAUGUGGACGUUUUCAUCUACCGUGGACUGAUAGUGGAGACGAUUCCCUGAAAAAUUAGUUGUUACCCCACAGAGCAAGCAUGGCGUUUGCCCAGUCGCACAUCAUGAUGGCUCGAAGGCAUCAGCACAGUAGACUCAUAAUCGAAGUGGAUGAGUACAGCACAAAUCCAACACAGGCGUUCACGUUCUACAACAUUAAUCAGGGACGUUUCCAGCCCCCACAUGUGCAAAUAGUGGAUCCAGUACCACACGAUGCUCCCAAGCCUCCAGGAUACACACGAUUUGUCUGUAUAUCUGAUACACAUUCUAGAACAGAUCCAAUCCAAAUGCCAUAUGGAGAUGUCUUAAUACAUGCUGGUGAUUUCACUGAACUGGGACUUCCUAGUGAAGUUAAAAAAUUCAAUGAGUGGUUAGGCAGCCUACCAUAUGAAUACAAGAUUGUGAUAGCAGGCAAUCAUGAAUUGACAUUUGACCAAGAGUUCAUGGCAGACUUAAUCAAGCAGGACUUUUACUAUUUCCCCUCUGUGUCCAAGCUGAAGCCAGAGAACUAUGAAAAUGUACAGGCCCUCUUAACAAAUUGCAUUUACCUGCAAGAUUCAGAGGUGACAGUGAGAGGCUUCAGGAUAUAUGGCUCCCCUUGGCAACCUUGGUUUUAUGGCUGGGGUUUCAAUCUUCCACGAGGUCAAGCACUCUUAGAGAAAUGGAAUCUCAUUCCAGAUGGAAUCGAUAUUCUUAUAACUCAUGGACCACCUCUUGGUUUCCUAGAUUGGGUUCCCAAGAAAAUGCAAAGAGUGGGGUGCGUUGAGCUGCUGAAUACAGUCCAGAGGCGAAUACAACCCCGUCUUCAUGUUUUUGGACACAUCCACGAAGGAUACGGAGUUAUGGCCGAUGGAACUACAACGUAUGUUAACGCAUCUGUGUGCACAGUGAAUUAUCAGCCACUCAAUCCUCCUAUAGUUAUUGAUUUGCCUACUCCAAGGAACACUUGAUUGUUUCAUGACAUAGAUCUUGAGUCUGCAGCACAUUUGUAGCUUUGUGCCACUAGCAAAGCAUAUGAGAAAUUACACAAAUACCUUUUUAUGGACAAUCUGGAGAAGUGCGAAUGGAUGGAGGGCAAAAGCAAUUUGGGAUGAUGGUCUUCUAGAAGUGCUUUAAAGAAUCCAGCAUUUUACAUUUUAAAAGAACUUUUUUAGUACAAUCUUCAUUAUACAGAGAGACAUCAGUACUUUUUGUAUGUAUUAUAUAUCAAAUUAAGCUUACUAAAAGGAAAUUGAUUCCUCAACGAAAGGAUUUGUUAUGAAUGUUUACAGUUUUAAUGUGUUAAAUACAGACAUUUAUUUCUUCAAAUCUGUCUUGAAUGAACAUGCUGGGGGGGCAGGGGGUUAUUGUAUUACAUUUUUUAAAAUGAUCACAGCAGGUAUAACAUGGUAUACUCUUGUGUUUAAAAGGUUAUUUUGCAUUCUUUCCAAAUGUACAAUCUUCCAGUCUCUUAAAAUUAGGGCAUUUAAAACUUUUGUCUUGUUUUAUCUGGCACAAAAUCUAAAGUGGUAUGAGCAGAUUGUUCAAGUGUUGUAAAUAUCAGAAAAUUCAAAAAGGGAGAGAGGUGGCUCAAAAUUAGAGGUAAACUCAGGACUUCAAAAUUUGCUCCUUUCUCCACAAAACAAAACAAACCAAGCAAAGUAAUUUUAUUGCUGUAAAUCCACUUUCAGUUUGAGGAUAAUCUUUGUAUCAAUGUUCAGAAGCUCCAGUAAAAUAGGUCUCAGUCGCCCACGAUAAUGCUCCAUUUUGAUUGUUUGUGGACAGGAACACUAGAAUCAAGUGAAAUCCGCAACUGCUCUGAUCUAAUUGAAAGGUACUGGAGUAUGAUGUUGGCACUACUCUUGAUAGAAAAAAAAUCCACUUUCUAGCCCAUCAGAUACAGCACUUUGUCAAAUCAUGCAUUGAUAUUCACUUUAAAGUGCCAACAGAGUAUGAAAGAACUCUAAGCAGCUGUUCUGUUCAAUAAAGGAUACUGUCUGAAGAAUAUAUUAGACUAGCAAGAUCUCUUUUUGAGUAAAACAGUCUUUGCACAUAAAAGGAAGAGCUCCCAGGCCAAGUCAGAAUUUACCAGAGCAAAUUUUAUGCACGCAUCCACAAUGUGCAAAUACAUAUUUCCAAAGUGAGGAGCAGUCCACAAGAGCACUCUGUUGGAAACAUAAAUAUGCAUUUUGACAAUAGUAUCUGCCUGUUUUUAUUGUGUUUUUGCACACAUAACUUCAGAAGUAUGGGGCUCAGAGUAAAAUCUAAGAGGUGUAAAGAAUUAUAGACUUGUUCCAUGUUGUUAAACUGGUAAUCUCAGGAUAAACACACACAAUUCAAUAAUUUGUUGCCAGCCCUGAAACAAGGAACAUAAAACCAGCCUUAUCGUUUUUAUGACAACUCUAUAUCAUUCGUGGUCCACAUAUGUCUUUGCACAAUCAGGUAUGUAUAUUUAUGACUGUAUACAGAAGGGUUAGUGUGAAACAGGCUGUCUGUGCUGGAAGGUGGCAUGAACCGCUAAUCACAGCUGCAGGGGAAAGUGUAAAUACUCAACUAGAGGCAGCUGCCACCUUCCCUCACAUACCCCCUGGCAUUUCUGCAGGUGGUCAGGCAAUCAGGUGGAGAAAUUUGACAUUGUGAACUGUCUUAUUGUGGCUAAUUUUAAAAGGCAGGUGAGAUUAGGUUUUGUAGUGAACUCCCCCCCCCCACCCCAAAAUUGCUACUUCAAAUGGCUAAACGUUGUUAGCAUAGCACUUAAGAAACAUUUUUUAAAAGGAGACAGCAUUUUCUGUCACAAGAGGCCUUUUUCUUUGCCUCAGAAUUUUCUGUCACAAGAGGCCUUUUUCUUUGCCUCAGAAUUUUCUGUCACAAGAGGCCUUUUUCUUUGCCUCAACAAAUUUUCUCUGCUGUUCAGGAAGUAUUCUCUAAAUAUUUUUCCCCCUGAGGUACCUUCUUCAAGAUACAGUGCUUUUAUCUGACAAUGGUAUGAAAGCAGUUGUUACCUUUAAAAGGGUAACAACAAUUAAGAAGCAGCUGAGGUUAUGAAAGUUGAAUAAUUUUGGCACUAAUGGAUGUUGUAAUUCUGUCAAGCAUGUUAGACAAAUAAAAAUAUUUUAAAAUCUU
Sphaerodactylus townsendi is the source of this 3468-nucleotide messenger RNA. It is a transcript of the gene MPPED1, whose product is annotated as metallophosphoesterase domain containing 1. The coding region runs from base 408 to 1316 and encodes 302 amino acids. The transcript is spliced from 8 exons. NCBI's taxonomy places the organism in Eukaryota, Metazoa, Chordata, Lepidosauria, Squamata, Sphaerodactylidae. Gene Ontology annotation, molecular function: hydrolase activity. The record is from RefSeq and is a predicted model, not a curated record.